AUGGGACAGAAACAAUCCAAGUUGUCCCCGCAACAAUUAGAGGAAUUGCAGAAGUCGACGCACUUCGACAAGAAAGAACUACAACAAUGGUACAAGGGAUUCCUCAAGGACUGCCCCUCCGGCACAUUGACCAAGGAGGAGUUCCAAAAGAUAUACCGGCAGUUUUUCCCGUUCGGUGACCCGAGUUCUUUUGCAGACUACGUCUUCAAGGUCUUUGAUUCAGAUAAGAGCGGGACCAUUGAUUUUAAAGAGUUCAUCUGCGCGCUUAGCGUGACCAGUCGAGGCAAGAUGGAAGACAAAUUGGACUGGGCGUUCCAAUUGUACGACAUCGACGGCGACGGCAAGAUCAGUUAUGACGAGAUGCUGGCAAUUGUGGAGGCCAUUUAUAAAAUGGUGGGCUCAAUGGUGAAGCUGCCUGAGGAUGAAGACACACCCGAAAAGAGAGUAAAGAAGAUUUUCAGGAUGAUGGAUAAAGACGAAAAUGGCAGCCUGGACAUGGCCGAGUUCAAGGAAGGGAGCAAAAGAGAUGAGACAAUCGUUUCCGCUCUUUCUCUUUACGAUGGACUUGUAUGA
This is a messenger RNA of Exophiala dermatitidis NIH/UT8656, 573 nucleotides long. RefSeq names its product calcium-binding protein NCS-1. The record is from RefSeq and is a predicted model, not a curated record. Lineage: Eukaryota; Fungi; Ascomycota; Eurotiomycetes; Chaetothyriales; Herpotrichiellaceae. Gene Ontology annotation, cellular component: membrane; cytosol; intracellular membrane-bounded organelle. Gene Ontology annotation, molecular function: calcium ion binding. The coding region runs from base 1 to 573 and encodes 190 amino acids. The transcript is spliced from 4 exons.